UCCGCUUCUUCUCCUGCUCGGUGACACAGAAUUUCAUGAAAUCCUCCUGCAAAUUAUCCACAGAUAGAUUGUGACAGUAAUUGAACAUGAUUUCCCGGGAUGUUAACGGAUCCAUUCAACCAUCAUCGUUGACUGCACCGACAAAUACUGCAUCUGUGAGACCGGGGAAACUACGGAUUGAAAUCCUUAGCUGCUUUCUCAACAUUCCUGUGAAAAAGCCCUACGUUGUUAUUACACUUGGAGACCAACAAUAUCACACUUCCAUAUCCGAGGAUGCCGAGGGUCGCUGGAAUGAAAGUUUUGAAUUAUCCGUGAGCUUUCAUGCUCAGCUUUUCGAUACCAUUCAAUUGGAUAUUUAUGAUCAUUUUAUGGUGUUGUCUGACAAGCAUGUUGGCCGCUGCGAAAUCCGGUUGUCCACGCUUCAGCACAUGCCAGAAAGCUAUGUCAGCUACUACGAAGUGUGGGAGAAGAAGCUGUGCGUGGGUGGCAGUUCCAAUGUCCCUGGUAAAAGGACUCGGAUCACCAAUUGUGGAGCCCUGCAAGCCAAGAUAACCUAUCGCUAUCGCAAUGCCGAGAAAGCGCCAGCUGCAAUUCGUGAAACGAAUGAGGAAAAUCAUCAACCACGCCGUCUCGCUGAUCUGCCGAAACCAAAAAGCAAUGAACUGAAGAGCACCAACCUCGUCAAUGAACAACAACUUGCCGAAGAGUUUAAGCGACAUUUAAGAUUUCAACGCGAACGGCGGUCCACCAGCUCGAGAUUUCAAAAGUUUGAAGAAGAAUAUCGAAAAGCAAAGGAACCAUUAGCGGACACGAUGGAUUAUCCCGACGAUAGCGAUACCGAGGACGAGCAGGACGACGAUGAUGUUCGUCCAUUAACAUUGACGAAGCAAAGUGCAAAAGCAAACUAUGAUCAAUCACAGCGAAACAAAGUGACCCACCCCCCCGAAAUGAAAGACGCCAAAGAACGACCUAAAAAUCGCAAAUUUGGUUCAAUUUUUCAAGGCUCCAAGUCUUCUUCCAUGAACACGUCUCGCUCAGUUACUCAGAGUCCCAAAUUGGAAGCGCAUGAAAUCGAUCCACUGGGGACGUCCAACGAAACUGUCAUGAACACGCUGACUACCCUGUCCGAUGAUGACCAGACCUUGAAAGCGUAUCCAGUACUAAAAGCCAUUGGGGCUUGGACCAUGAAUAAGGAAACAAAUCAAGUACUUCACACUGUUGGCAAAUUAUUGGCUGCAUUUGGUCAGGGGUUCGAACUGACCAAUAUGCAGGUGCUUGUCGGGUUCAAUGUGCUGCAAAAGUUUUAUCAAGAGAUUCCGCGUGAACGCACAUGGGACGUGGUAGAGGAAUUGUCUGAAAUCGACUUGGCAGCUUAUUUCUGGAAAUUUUCUGUGGCGUCGUAUGGUUGGAAAGGUCUGAACUUUAUCGGCCAAGGCAACGGCUACAUCACAGAUGCGGUGCGGAGUCAUUCGGAUGCAUUAUCGAUUAUCCAAUAUCUAUCCAUACCGAAAGAUGAUCUUUUGGCCUAUGAGUUCAGAACUGCCGAAGCAUUUCGACCCAGUUAUUUUAUUGCUCACGACCGCCAUACCAAUGCAAUUGUGCUAUCGAUUCGGGGGACCAUGAGUGUAUUCGAUACUUUGACUGACCUUGUAUGUGAAUAUGAACCAUGGCGUGGUGGACUUGUACAUAAAGGCAUGAAGUCUUCAGCGCUUUGGUUUUUCCGCCAUGUAGCACCACAACUAGUAGUUUACUGCAAUGAGCAUGGCGCGAGUGCUCUUUACAUUUUGGGUCACAGUCUCGGUGCUGGCACCGCGGCUAUUCUGACCAUCAUGCUAUUGGAUUACGUAAAUGAAUUUCGAAAUGAUACGACUGAAGAGUUUACUCUUCGAUCGUUUGGGUAUGCUCCGGCUUGUGCCAUGAGCCUGGAUCUGGCGACGAAAUACAAGGACCACAUUCAAUCAAUUGUGUUUGGAGAUGAUAUUGUGAGCAAGCUCAGUUACGGAUCGAUGAUGGAUUUAAAGGAUCUUAUUAUGGCAAGCGCUGACGCUGCUCAGCAGCUCAAGAUUGGUCAGCUGCUGUGGGCAGGCAAAACGCAAAAGGAUCGCUGGGAUGCAGCGUUCGACAGGAUACGGGAGGUACGGAGGCGAUGUUUAGAUACAUUAUCCAAUCCAAAGCUUUACGUUGCUGGAAGUAUCUAUCAAUUUUGGCUGGAUCCUACCGCCAACAAUCCAACACGAAUAGUGGUUGAAAAAACAGAAGCUACUCGGGUUUCAAGCGAGAUUAUCCUUCGAAAGUCCAUCAUCUUUGAUCAUUUGCCGACCAACUUUGAUUUGGCGUUUCGGCGGGCACGUGAAGCUCUCAUGGUGGAAGGCGCACUAGGCAAAUCCGACCAGCGAAAACCAUCGGGUGUGCUGGACAAACCAUCCUCACAAAGGGAAGAAGAACAAUACAUUGAUCCUCGGUUACAGAAACCAUACAAUGAUGACAGCAACGACCCCAAUAACGACCACUCUAAUAUCUCAACCACUGCUCUUUGGGACGCCAUUGCAGGACUUCGGCCCACCAAUAGACAAGAUAAUUCAAUGAAACAUCCAUAGUAACCACCUCACUAAUAGCCUUAUUUUUUAAUUAUACCCGUUGCUGUGUUUGCUGCAAAAACGACACCACUUUCUCAUUUUUCAGCAGUCAAAUGCUUGGUUUGAUCCUAUCUGUUGCCCAUUUACGUUAUAAAGAUAUAUUUGUACGUGAAUGCAUACAUUUGCGGGCUUUGUUACUCGAAUCUGGUUAUGCUUACCGUAACACGAUAAAAUUUGGACUGUUGGAG
Messenger RNA from Radiomyces spectabilis, 2824 nucleotides. RefSeq lists its product as uncharacterized. Gene Ontology annotation, biological process: lipid metabolic process. NCBI's taxonomy places the organism in Eukaryota, Fungi, Mucoromycota, Mucoromycetes, Mucorales, Radiomycetaceae. The transcript has 9 exons. The record is from RefSeq and is a predicted model, not a curated record. The coding region runs from base 87 to 2597 and encodes 836 amino acids.